CGCUUGCCCCUGCCCAAAGGCCUGUGGCCUCGACGUGAGCACACCAACCGAUUGCUGUCGUCUCAAGCAGCUCUUGGGCGUUCCCUCAGUCUGGAAACAACUCGACUGAACUGCUCGCUUGCCCUUUCCAAGCCAUGGGCCCCAGGCAUCCGCGAGGUGCCUGCAACUUUCUGCCCACUCGCCACCGUUCGCCAUCUCACCGUUUGUUGCUCUCAAAAUGAACGCGGCAAUGCCCAUGGGGUUCUUUGCGAACACCCAAGAGAUCUACGAUGAGGUGGCAAGUUACCCAGUGGUCCCUCCUGAGAAGAUCAAGGAGUACUGGAAUGCUUAUACCACCACGUUCCGGAGGCUUUUCGAUCCCAGCGCUUUCCGUUUGGAAUACUUCUGGUGGCAUGUCUGGGGGAGCGACCGACUACGAAACCUGAGCGGCCCAGCAUUGGCCAGGCUCUUCAGGGAGUUUUCGAAUGGCCCGACUUUUGUCCCGCUCCCCUCCCCUGCCAGCCGCAACGCUGCCCAACUGGCACAUGGUGCGGCUGCGACCCAAAUGACUGGACACGAGCCCGAAGCGGGUCCAGCCCGAAGUGUUCAGUCAGGCCAAGGAUCGGCACCCGGAGAGGGCAAAAAGGAGCCUACCCCUUCGUCUUCCAGACCGCCUCCGCCGCACCCUAUUCUGAAAAAGGCCAGGGGGCCGUCUACAUCUGGUAGGCGACCCACUGCACGAUUCUUAUCGCCACCAGCCUCCGGGGACGAAGCGGUGCAUGAUGACGAAGCGGCAUCGACCAGCACCGCGGCGGCCGCGUCAGAGAUGUCCUCCCCGCCCCUCCCCUCGUCAUCGAAGCAAGAGCAGAUCGUUGCUCCUACAACGGCACCGCCUGCAACGAGCUCAACUGCCUUACCGCCUGAAGCUCAGUCAGUGGCCUCUCCAACAACAGGGUCGGCUGUAUCUGAGGGGACAAUGCGACCGCCUGCCCUUAUUUCAUCAUCCAGAGGCGAGAAAUCGGCAGGUAAUAAUAGCAGGAAGGUUGUGGCUGUUGCUGCAGCAUCGAGAAGGAAGCCGGUGAUGAUGGCCCGAAGGCCAAGCUCGCACUCGUCUGACGGAUCUGAUACUGGUCUGCGGGUGCCUGGGUUUUAUACGGCUUCUAAACGUUCCGUCUCAAGGCCGUCAGCCCCAACUCCCUCACAGCUGUUGGGUGAGAGCUCCUUGUCAUCGCAGUCGAGCGAACCUGGAAUCAGCGCCAAGGCCGCUGGGAAGCGCCCAGAAAUGGCACCAACAAGCAAAUUGCCCGACCCUGGAAGCAACCCCUCUCAGCUCAACAGCCGCGUUGGUCAGGUCGACGGGACACAGCAGCAAGCGCAACCCAUCGGGCCACAGCGGCGAUCGACGUGGGAUGUGAGGGACAGUGUUGCAUCCCAGGGGACAAGGCUCCAGCUUGCUGCGCCUGUGUCCGUUGCCUCGCCGAUUGCAGGAUUCGUGGCAGGCCAGGCAAUAAGACCUGAAACACCCCCGAUGUUGCUGCCUUCCCGUGUUAACCCUGCUGAAGGCCCCCGUCGACUUCGAGAACCCAGCGCGGUGCUUCUCCCCUCGCAAGCCACGAGCAGUGUUGCAACGUCCACUACGACAGCUCGUGGCCAGUUCGGCUCUGAGAUAGUCACAACACAGCCCAUCGUCCCUGAGAGCCGGGACAUACCGGAUCAGGGAUCGUUCGGCCCCCGGUUGGUUCCUUCAGUUCUCGACAAGAGAUUCAAGCCGACACCCCCAAAUCCGGCACCACCUAUCCCCUUCGGGCGGUCACGGAGUGAGCUCACUUUGCUCUUGGAACGCGGAAAGCCAAAGAAGAAUGAAGGCACUUAGAAGGAUGCUUUUUCACUGCGGCCCACCCCACAAGAUCCGCAAGAGGACUGACGACUUGACAUGCACCGCCCUGGACGACGGACGAGGGAGUGAAUCCCGAUAUUCUCGCUCGUCAGUCCAAAGACAUGUGAGGGGUGCGAAUGAUAUCUUCUGCAGUCCUCCCUUUUAGGAGUUGCUAACCCUUGCUGAACCGUUUCCUCUUCCCAUACAUGCAUAGCAUAGGCGU
This is a messenger RNA of Thermothielavioides terrestris NRRL 8126, 2078 nucleotides long. RefSeq lists its product as uncharacterized. The coding region runs from base 218 to 1852 and encodes 544 amino acids. The transcript is spliced from 4 exons. Lineage: Eukaryota; Fungi; Ascomycota; Sordariomycetes; Sordariales; Chaetomiaceae. The record is from RefSeq and is a predicted model, not a curated record.